Molecule: messenger RNA, 345 nt
Organism: Lucilia cuprina (Australian sheep blowfly)
Lineage: Eukaryota; Metazoa; Arthropoda; Insecta; Diptera; Calliphoridae
Gene: Tfb5
Product: general transcription factor IIH subunit 5
Exons: 2
Coding region: 124-345 (73 amino acids)
Biological process (GO): nucleotide-excision repair; nucleotide-excision repair, preincision complex assembly; transcription by RNA polymerase II
Cellular component (GO): transcription factor TFIIH core complex; transcription factor TFIIH holo complex
Source: RefSeq, a predicted model, not a curated record
CUUGAGACAUUUACAACACAAAUAAAGAACAAGAAAAACAAAAUAUUAGAGAAGUUAAAGAAUUGUCAUAAAAAUUAACAAAACAUCUUUCCGUUUACCUUAAAUGCAUAAUAAAUUUAAGACAUGGUGAAUGUUAUGAAAGGAGUUCUCGUUGAGUGCGAUCCGGCUAUGAAACAAUUUCUACUACACUUGGAUGAAACCUCUGCCUUAGGACGUAAAUUUAUUAUACAAGAUUUAGAUGAAAGUCAUUUAUUUAUAUCAACCGAAAUCGUCGAGACUCUACAGGCGCGUGUCGAUGAAUUAAUGGAUCGCAUCAGUUUUCCCCUACACGAAAAAGAAGCUUAA